AUGAAGAGUAGUUACUUGAUUUUUACAGCCUUCAUGGCCUUAGCAUUUGAUCCCAGCCCUCUACAAGACUUUUGUGUAGCUAUCAAUGACACCAACAAUGGUGUGUUUGUUAAUGGAAAAUUGUGCAAAGAUCCAAAACUUGCCACUGCAAAUGACUUCUUUUUCUCAGUGAAAGAAGGAAACACGUCAAAUUCACUUGGCUCAAAAGUGACACCGGUUGCAGUUAAUGAGAUAUUAGGAUUAAACACUCUUGGUAUCUCUCUUGCUCGCAUUGACUUUGCACCUAGGGGACUAAAUCCUCCACACACUCAUCCAAGAGCUACUGAGAUUCUUAUAGUUUUGGAGGGUACUCUCUAUUUGAAUGUGGGAUAUGGAAAUGCGGUUGCCAUUGGUGGACUUAGCAGUCAGAAUCCAGGAGUUAUCACAAUUGCUAAUGCUGUGUUUGGAUCUAAUCCAAAAAUUUCUUCAGAUGUUCUCACAAAGGCUUUUCAAGUGGACAAUAAGAUAGUUGACAAUCUUCGGAAACAGUUUUGGUUGGACAACAACUAG
Molecule: messenger RNA, 549 nt
Organism: Vicia faba (fava bean)
Lineage: Eukaryota; Viridiplantae; Streptophyta; Magnoliopsida; Fabales; Fabaceae
Source: the annotation of a GenBank genome assembly